AUGAAGGACAUUCACUAUGUCCUUCUUCCACAACUUGCCGACUAUCUGAUUAGAUACAACGCCACUUCAGCCAGCGAUGCUGCUACGGAAUCCUUGCCGCGCCGUGCUCUGCUACAGAAUGGAACCGCAUAUCGCGAGUUGCUCUACGCAAACGUCCAGUACGUGCUCAACAGCUCUGCUGCCUUCGUUCAGGACCCCAGCGACCACAAGAACCUAGCUAGAAUCAAGGCUGAUAACCCGGUUGGCAAUUGGCGCGACUCAAACAUUAGUCUUGGCUGGGGCGUGUACCCCGUUGAUGUGUCAACUGCGCUUGUUCCAGCAGCCCUCUACGCCAUCUCAGAUACGGCCAAGGCCAGGCUGAUGCAAAACUUCACCUCGAAAUCGACCAACAUCACCGAAUCCGAUCUGGCCGAAACCGCAGAGAGGUAUGCUACAGUGUGGGAGCAGGAAGCUCCCAAGUUCUUCCAGUACAAUGUGACUUCCGAUCAGGCGCAAGAGAGGCUGCAGGGUUAUGUCCAGCGGGCCAACCUCUCCGACUCGUUGCUCAGCAACAGCGCCUGUGCUGGUGGAAUGCAGCGUUGUUGGGGAGGUGUCACUUUCGGUCGCGAAGCCGAGUUCUCCCUCCUCACCCCUCGACAGGAAGCCAACGACACCGGCAGCGGAAGUAGCAAAAGCAAUAGCAGCACAGUCGCAGCUAACCAGACCACCACCCUCUACGGCCUCUCCCUAUUGAAAGACGUCACAGUCGUCCCAGUGACGAACUCGGAUCUCUCCUUCAACCUCCUCUACUCCCGUCGACCUUCUCGAUUCCUCAUCCAAUCCGUCAUCACUGCUCUUCAACCCUAA
Messenger RNA from Ustilago hordei, 846 nucleotides. RefSeq lists its product as uncharacterized. The transcript is spliced from 2 exons. The record is from RefSeq and is a predicted model, not a curated record. NCBI's taxonomy places the organism in Eukaryota, Fungi, Basidiomycota, Ustilaginomycetes, Ustilaginales, Ustilaginaceae. The coding region runs from base 1 to 846 and encodes 281 amino acids.